AUGAAGGUUUUCGUGAUUAUGGAGCAGCCGGUGCACAGAACCACGGGAGGUCUGGAGGGCUUGGCUCGCUUCAAGGAGAUGGCUAAGGUCUAUCGCUGCCAAAUAAACAUGGCAUCUUUUGCGGCGCCUACCCAGAAGCCAACCUAUCUUUACUCGCAGCACGCAAACAUCAAGGAGUUCUGUCGACCGUCCACGACCCGUUCUGGCCACACCCAACAGAGCCGGGAGGUGAAGAAACACAUUGUGAAGCGGGGGGAGAGUGGCAAGCGGACUGUCACCGGCACUGCAGAGUUGAAGGAUGCCGCCACCGACUUCACCAACUGCUUCGCGAUGCCCGGUGAUACAACCUAUGACAUGGAUGAAAAUAUCCGAUUGCUUUUCGACGGUCCGAUAGACUGGCAAGAGGACGCAGACCUGCUGGAUGUGGUUAGCUUCAUGCUGGACAGCAGCAAAGAGCUCGCUUCGACUAUUGAUGCUGCUUUGCUGGGGAAGCUUGGGCUAACGGAAGAGCAGCAACGGAUGGUGAGAGAGAAGAUGUCAGCAAUGAUGCCCGGCAACAGCCUGCCAUCCGAGACGCCGCCAGGAAGCAGCGCUGCUUCCACCAAUCCGGCCCCAGCAAAACCCGCGCCCGCAGCGCCCGCAGCGCCCGUCGCGCCCGCAGCUCCUGUGUUGACAACUCCAACCCCCGAGCUUAAGAAGGCGCCCCCGCAGCAACCACCCGUGCUGCGCCGGCCCGGACUACUCGUGUUCCCGUCCGAAGAUGAGCCUACCGAAGGUUUUAACGGGCUGUCAGAAACUUGCCCUGCGACGGGGCUCCUAGAGCCUGUGCGGGGACCUUUGCCACCGAUAGUGGAGGCACCAACCCCUGCACCCGCCCACCACGCCCCCCCGAUCAGACUGGACUCAGCUCUGUCUGUGACGACCAGUGCAACAACAGUUCCUGAUGCCGUUGAACAGGAACUGGAGCGGCUCUAUGAUUCACCUGCUGCUGUUCCGCCCCCGGUGGAGCCUCCAGUACGUGCUGUGUCGAGUCUUGUGCACGCACCGUCUUUCGACGAUGCUACAUUGCAGGGUCGAGUGGCCAAG
Symbiodinium necroappetens is the source of this 1086-nucleotide messenger RNA. Lineage: Eukaryota; Dinophyceae; Suessiales; Symbiodiniaceae. The record is from the annotation of a GenBank genome assembly.